This is a messenger RNA of Ophidiomyces ophidiicola, 1209 nucleotides long. RefSeq lists its product as uncharacterized. Bases 1 to 1209 code for a protein of 402 amino acids. Gene Ontology annotation, molecular function: triacylglycerol lipase activity. The transcript has 2 exons. The record is from RefSeq and is a predicted model, not a curated record. Gene Ontology annotation, biological process: triglyceride catabolic process. Lineage: Eukaryota; Fungi; Ascomycota; Eurotiomycetes; Onygenales; Onygenaceae.
AUGUUCAGCGCCCUACACACUUUGAUCGUCGGGGCUGCAGCAAUGCUAGAUGCAGACCCAAAAAUCCCCACGACAAUCAAACGUUUCGCUGCACUGGGCGAUUCCUAUGCUACAGGCGUUGGCGCGGGGUUGGAACUCGAUCCGAAUUGCUGGAAGUUUAGUGACAGCUAUCCGGCGCAAUUAAGUCGUGCAGAUAUUUAUAACGGCUCUAACCCUGAAAUUCAGUUCCUUGCCUGUUCUGGGACUGUUAUGAGAUCAAACUGGGUACAAGCCUCCUCAAGGGGCGGUAAAAAAUGGAAGCAAAUUUGGGAGCAGAUUGGAGCCAUCGAGAACGCAGAUUUCGUGACGUUGUCCGUCGGGGGCAAUGAUAUUGGGUUUUUUAAUGUUCUUAAUGGCUGUGCAUAUCGAUUUUAUGGCCCUGCUUCCCCCGACUGUGAAAAAAUGCUGAUGAUGGCAAAGAAGAAAAUAAAAAGUAACGAGUUUGCACUGACAUACAAUCAAAUUUUGGAUGCAAUUUUAUCAAAAAACACCGCAAAAUCUUUUAGGGUAUUCGUGAAUGGCUACAGCGAGUUUUUUGAUGAAAAUCUUACCUCAGAAUGCGACAUUGAGAGCCUUGGCUAUUGGGUGGGAUAUCGACCAAGGCUACUUAAAGAACUUCGUGGCGAGGUGAACAAAAUAUGCAAAGGGCUCAACGAGAAAAUUGGUGAGAUUAUUGAAAAAAGAAAUGAUAAGAGAAUUGUGUUCGUUGAUUGGGCGCCAAAAUUUGAUUCGCAUCGGUUUUGUCGACCCGGAGGCGGUUUGAUGGAUGGAGACACAUGGUUUUACGAUGCCACUUUUCGAAGUGCCAAUCUUGACUUGAUCGAUCCGAAAAUGUGUGGGCCCGAGUCACAAGCUAACCCUGGUGAUUGGGGUGCCCAGGCUCUCUGUGCUAUUGCUUUCACGCAUGAACAAUACCCAGGCUUGCAGCCGGCCAUUCCUCGCGAUGUCCAACCAGCCGGAGGCCGUCAGCCGUUCGGUCCUGGAGAUGCUAGGCUUUUCCAUCCAACACCAGAGGGGCACAAGGCUAUUGUCGAUACAAUAUUAGAAGCCUGGCCGUACACGGCUGCUGAGGAUUGGCCCGUUAGCAAUGACAUGGAUAAUGAUAAUAAUGAUGGUGAUGAGGAUGGUGAAGACGAGGAUGACGGCUGGUAUGGAGACGUUAUCGGCUGA